AUGAGUUUGGACGAUAACAUGGUCCACCAACACCCGUGUGCCUGUUGUGCGCUCCUGGUAGACUGCAAAGUCAAAAACCAGGAGUUGCAGGCCUUCAUUGCUAAGCGAGAAUGGGGGAUGGAGCAGGACCUCACCCGGUUUAGGGAACAGUACAGGGAUUCCUUUAAGCGAAACCGUCUGAAAGAAAUAGAAGAGCUAAAGGCUACAGCUGCGAGCCAGAAGGCCAAUCUGACCAGUCAGAUUGAAGACCUGAAGAAGGAUCUGAAAGAAAAGACCUGUCAGUUGAAUGAAGCGCAAAAACAGCUAAAGCUCGCUCAAGACGACGACGUCUGUGCCAAGCUGCGCAGAGAUCUGAGGAUGGCCGAGGUCAGAGAGAAGGACUCAACCCAAGCCAGAAUAUCCGACUCAACCCAAGCCAGAAUAUCUGAGCACCGAGGGUUUGAAGAGCAGCUUAGAAGAGCUCAAGAAGACCUGACAGCUAAAGACGAAGAGAUCCUGGCUCUCCAUAAAGCCAAGAAUGAGUUCCUGUUUCGGUUGACAGAUGAAGGUGAGGGACCCGUUCAUGCCAAACCAACCAAGAUUAAGGAUCUUUGUCCCAUGGAGCACACACAGGUGGAAGCACAUGAGGCCAAACUGACCUGCGUCAUAGGAUUGGCUCGAAAGCAAGAGACGCGUUUGAACGCCGCCCAGAGAAGUGUGGAACAAGAGCUCAGACAGAAACAGCUCCAGUUAGAAGUAAGAGAUCUUCAGCUCCAGACUCUGACAGAGGCCAACGAGUUCAUGAUGCAGAACGUCACACGAUUGACUGAAGAUGUGACUCGUCUUCAUCGGGAGAUGCAACAGUUUGUGAAGGAGCCCACAACGUCUGAAUGUGGAACAGAGUCACGGCCUCAGACGGUGGAACAGUCACAUAGAGAGACUGUACCUGAGGUAGAGGUGAGUGCGCAGGACCUGUGUGAGCAGAGGCGGCUGACUGCAGACUCCUCACAAGCGGCGACAAACGUGAGGAUGCCGUUCCAGGUGAUUGAAGAGGAGAAGCAGCGCCGUAAAGAGAAAUCCAUUCGCAACGUCUUGUGUUGCUUCCGCCAGUCACAUUUAGAGACUGUGUCUGAGGAGGAGGUGAGUGCACAGAACCUGCGUAAGAAGAAGGGGCAGCUCAUAAGGACAGGCGCUUUUAAACAGGCGAAGACUGCAGACUCCUCACAAAAGACGACAAACUUGAGGAUGCCGUUCCAGGAGGGUUGUGGCGACUGCAUGGUUAGCAACCAUGAGUCUGCGCAGGUGUCCUAUGGGAGCUCACUGAAAAGCAACCAGCCCCUUCGGGCCCAGUGUGGCAAGGCACAGUACCACGAGGCCCAGUACGGCGGGGCCCGGUGCCAGCAAGGCCCGGUGCCGCGAGGCCCAGUACAGCGAGGUCCAGUACGGUUGAGGCCCAGUGCGAGCGAGGCCCAAUACAGCAAGGCCGAGCUGCGACCGUAA
Messenger RNA from Knipowitschia caucasica, 1479 nucleotides. Lineage: Eukaryota; Metazoa; Chordata; Actinopteri; Gobiiformes; Gobiidae. The record is from the annotation of a GenBank genome assembly.